UAAAACACUUGUGGGUUUGGACAUUAGAGACUUGCAGCAUAAAUGUAUGCAACACAAUCUUAUUUGAAAUGGGUGAUGUUGUAGUUGUUAUUGUAAAGGUUCUCAAUGACAUGUAAGCGCGUGCGCACACACACACGCGCCCCUCCGCCCGCUCCCACCAAUCCAAACACAUCCUCCAGCCUCGCGCCGUCACCGGGAGCUGGAUCAGCAGGAUCAGGACAAUAGCAUCCACCACUGCGUCGACGCAUAUUCCGACAUUUCUCUUUGUGCAAACGGACAAAUCGUGAACAUAACGGCGCUGCUGGACACCGGGAGGACGGUAUGGGGGAGCACGCGGCGUUUCUGCUGUUACUCGUGGCGACCUUGACGCUUUCAUCCGAGGUGCCAGAUGAUGACUCGGUGGGUUUGCUAACCGAGCCCCAGGUGGCCAUGUUCUGCGGGAAGCUCAACAUGCACAUCAAUGUGCAGAGCGGCAAAUGGGAGUCCGACCCUUCUGGUACCAAGAGCUGCAUUGGCACCAAGGAGGGCAUCCUGCAGUACUGCCAGGAGGUGUACCCAGAGCUGCAGAUUACAAAUGUUGUGGAGGCCAACCAGCCUGUCAGUAUCUCCAACUGGUGCAGGAAGGACCGCAGGCAAUGCCGCAGUCAUGCACAUAUUGUGGUGCCACACCGCUGUCUGGUAGGAGAGUUUGUGAGUGACGCCCUGCUCGUUCCCGACAAGUGUAAGUUUCUGCACCAGGAGCGUAUGGAUCAAUGCGAGAGCCACCUGUACUGGCACACUGUAGCCAAAGAGUACUGCGGAGACCGCUCCAUGAAUCUCCAUGACUACGGGAUGCUGCUGCCAUGUGGUAUAGACCGUUUUCGAGGGGUGGAGUUUGUGUGCUGCCCGGCCUGGGCUGAACGGGAGUCAGACAGCGCACAGCUUCAGGGGGAGGAAUCCGAUGUGUGGUGGGGCGGAGCUGAGAGCGAAUACUCUGAUAACAGCAUGACCCGCCCAACGGACAUACAGCUGGCCGCCAGGGAGGAUGACGAGGAUGUGGACGAAGAGGUGGAAACGUUUGAAAGGGAUGACAACGGGGAUGGAGAAGAAGAUGACGAGGAAGUCGAUAUGACGGAUGACCGAGAUGGCGAUGAGCCCAACGCUAACAUCGCCAUGACAACAACGACAACCACCACCACUGAGUCAGUUGAAGAGGUCGUUAGAGCGGUUUGUUGGGCUAGUGCUGAGUCAGGCCCAUGUCACGCCAUGCUGGAGCGUUGGUACUUCAUGCCUGAGACGGGCCGCUGCGCCCCCUUCUUGUUUGGGGGCUGUGGGGGCAACAGGAAUAACUUUGAGUCGGAGGAGUACUGCCUCGCUGUCUGCAGCAGCUCGUUACCAACAAUGGCCCCCAGUCCUCCAGACGCUGUGGAUCGCUACCUGGAAUCACCCGGUGACGACAGCGAACACACAGACUUCCAGAAGGCCAAAGAAAGCCUGGAAGCCAAACACCGUGAAAAGAUGUCCCAGGUUAUGAAGGAGUGGGAGGAGGCUGAGAGGCAGGCCAAGAAUCUGCCUCGUGCAGACAAGAAAGCAGUCAUCCAGCACUUCCAGAUAAAGGUGGAGGCUUUGGAGCAGGAGGCAGCGGGGGAGAGGCAGCAGCUGGUGGAAACCCACAUGGCCCGGGUGGAAGCUCUGCUGAACAGCCGCCGACGCCGGGCUCUCGAAAAUUACCUAAGCGCCCUGCAGGCCAAUCCUCCACGGUCCCGUCAAGUUUUGAGCCUGCUGAAAAAGUACAUCCGCGCAGAGCAGAAGGACAGGCAGCACACGCUGAAGCAUUAUGAGCACGUCCGCACAGUCGAUCCCAAGAAGGCUGCUCAGAUCCGCCCUCAGGUGUUGACUCAUCUUCGUGUCAUUGAUGAGAGGAUGAAUCAGUCGUUGGGUCUGCUCUACAAGGUGCCAAGUGUGGCAAAUGAGAUCCAAAACCAAGUCGCAAUUAUAAUGCAGCGAGUUCAGGCGGAGCUGUUUCAGCAAGUCUCUUCACUGCAGAGCGAUGGUCGGAUGGAUGGCAGGGUGAGUUAUGGCAACGACGCUCUGAUGCCUGAUCAGGCCUACAGCUCGGCUCCUAUGGACCCUGGCCUGGAUGGGCUGGGGUUCAUUCACCCUGAGAGCUUCAAUCAGCCCAACACAGAGAACCAUGUUGAACCCGUCGAUGCUCGUCCAAUUCCAGACAGAGGACUCCCCACACGGCCUGUGUCUGCCCUGAAGCCGGAGGAGAUGCCAGAAGUGCGGAUGGACACUGAAGAGAGGCAGAGUGCUGGAUAUGAAGUUUAUCAUGAAAAACUGGUGUUUUUCGCUAAUGACGCUGGAUCCAAUAAAGGCGCCAUUAUCGGGCUGAUGGUUGGUGGGGUGGUCAUAGCAACAGUCAUUGUCAUUACCUUGGUGAUGCUGAGGAAGAAACAGUACACUUCAAUUCACCACGGCGUGAUCGAGGUGGAUGCAGCUGUGACGCCAGAGGAGCGUCACCUGGCCAAGAUGCAGCAGAACGGCUACGAGAAUCCCACCUACAAAUUCUUCGAGCAGAUGCAGAACUAAAAAGCUGCACAACAACAUUUCCCCCACAGUGUCAGCCUGCGCUCUGUUCCAUUCAGCUCCUUUGCCCUCAGCCCCAGCACCUUCAGCGCCCUGUUCAGGAGGUGAAGGGUGCGAGGAUGACUGCAUAGCCUGGUUUGUGUCUUUGAAAAGGAAAGGAGACACUUUUGUCAGGGGUUUGGGCCAAAGAAAACUGAUAUGGAACAAAGCCUCCUUAAAUCCCUUGAUUGUACAGAGCUAAGCAUUACCCAGCAGCCCGGUUAGACAAAGGUAUCCUGUUACACCUACACAUUUCAGUCAGCCCCUGGAGUUCUCAUAGCAUUUGUACUGGAAAACCCCCCGUCGACUGUUUAUACGUGAUCACGGCAGUAAGACACCCACAGCCGAAACUUGUAAUUUACCAAUUACUCCCUCACUGCUCCUCAAACCGGUCCGACGAGAGCUCUCAGAGCGACCCGUCGCACGAAUAGUGUUUCAGGUUUAUUUUUCAAAAAAUGAGAAAAAAAUGAAGAAAAAAAUACAUA
This is a messenger RNA of Pundamilia nyererei, 3092 nucleotides long. Its product is annotated as amyloid beta A4 protein-like. The coding region runs from base 322 to 2571 and encodes 749 amino acids. Lineage: Eukaryota; Metazoa; Chordata; Actinopteri; Cichliformes; Cichlidae. Gene Ontology annotation, molecular function: signaling receptor activator activity; serine-type endopeptidase inhibitor activity; transition metal ion binding. Gene Ontology annotation, biological process: central nervous system development; axonogenesis. The transcript is spliced from 18 exons. Gene Ontology annotation, cellular component: membrane raft; cell surface; Golgi apparatus. The record is from RefSeq and is a predicted model, not a curated record.